GCAGUGGCAGUGGCAGAGACUGCGUGCCGGGUGCACAGAGGGCAGAGAUGCGAGGCCGGGAAGAACCUGGGGGUUCGCAUAGACGUCGAGAUUGUUACGGCUAUCGACCAAGUAAGGCGGAGCAGCUCAUCUCCGCCCGCUGAACCCUGUCUGGCGCCCCAUCUUUCCUCAUGGGACCCUUUUGAGCAUUUCCCACUCGCAUGCCGUCGCCCUCCAUCCCUACCGUGCCCCAAUGAGCCGUCCCAGAUGAGUUGGAAUCUGCUAGAGCGCUUUAUAGAAUCUGAGCACUUCAACCAAGAUCCGAGCCUCGCAGUAGCAUACCUGGCCCGGUAUGCAGACCACGUCGGAAUCCACUAUGUGCUCUGUUCCAAGCUGCGCCAGUUCGCCUACGAGGAGCUCGAGUUCUUCCUCCCGCAGCUAUGCCACCUCCUCAUCAGCAUCGACAAUGAGUCCAUGGCCCUGGAGGAGUUCAUCAUCGACUUGUGCGAAGAGUCCGUCAACGGCGCUCUGCUGACCUUCUGGCUGUUCCAGACCUAUCUCCACGACCUUGCAAACGCCCCAAACUCAAUCGCCUUCAAGACCUGUCGCCGCAUAUACAACCGCGUCCAGCGCAUUGUCUUUGGCUCCGCCGAGCCCUCGCGGCGGGAGAAGAUCAAGGAGAACGUCUUGCCUGUGAGCGUGCUCUCCAGUCUGGUCCUGGCGAGCAUCGCCGCCCCGUUCCUCCCAGCUCACGCCGGUCCAUUGGCCAUUGCGCAGGCGCGAAAACCCAGGCCCGUCGAGGACAUCAUCUCGGACAAUGUGCAGACGGCAAAGGUGGGGAGGAGCAAGACGGUCACGGGAGGCUCGCCAAGGCCCAGGCAAAAGCGCUCGACACAACAACACUCGGACCCUGAGGAUGGACGAACAGGCAGAUCGGCUUCGCAGCGCCCGCGCGAGCUGCGCGACCCCAAGGAUCUGAGGAAGCAGGCCGCCCGACCCCUCAACACCCAGCGGGCACCCUCCGCCCAUCACCGUCCCUCGCUGCUGUCAAUAGCAUCCGAAGCCCGCCUCAGUUCGUCUUCCUUGCCCGACUUUCGCGAUGCCAGCACCUCUCCCCUCCCUACCCCACCCGCCACUGCUGGCCUCGGACCAAGUCCGCUCCAACUCGGCCCUCGCAGACAUCUCGCGCAGCAACCAAGACCCCUGUCGCCAACUGCCCUGUCCCGCGCACAGAAAAUACGCCUAUUGCGAUCCAAUUACUUUAGAAACGAAACCCAGUUCUUGAGUGCUCUUGAGGACAUUUCGAAUCGUUUGGUCGUUGUACCCAAGCCUGCACGGCUGAGUGCUCUGAGAGCCGAACUGGCGCUAAUAGCCCAGGACUUGCCAGCUGAAGUCGAUAUCCCGCUACUGUCGCCUCCGACGUUGAAAGAUGGCAUUCCUUCGCAAAGUCGGCACCACCGAAUAGUCCGCAUUAACCCCGCCGAAGCCACCAGCCUCAACAGUGCGGAGCGAGUACCAUAUCUGCUCAUGGUCGAGGUGCUGGAAGAAGACUUUGAUUUUGACCCAGACACGGAGCAAAAUCAGCAGUUACUCGAGAAGCUGAUGCUGGAAAAGGGCACUUCAAGACGGCGUCUGUUUGACAUUACGAACGCCGAAUACCUUGCAUACGACCGAACGCCACCAAACGGAUCAGACAGCGUAUUCGAACCAGUAACCGGAGAUCUCGGCAGUACCUCGCUUAUCAAGGAUACGGAUGAGACGGACAUUGCCUCAGGACUAGCAAGAAUAACCUUGCCUCCUCCAACCGCAAUCGGCAAAAUCCCGGCACCCAGGUCUUCGAGUGGCGCCAACACCUUGUCAUCUGUGGCUACCAUGUCUACACCGCGGACGUCAGACUCACAGAUCAGCCGCUCAGCCAGCCCUAUCCCUAGUAGGCGAAUGACGAUCCCAGCCAAUUUGAAUCGAGCAAACCAGGCUGCCGACCAGCCAGACUUUUCUGCUCUGGCAACUCACAUGCGCACGGCUGCUCAGAUGCUGGCACAACUGGAAGCAAGCGGUGCAAAGCGGCCAAAGGGCGAGGUAGCGGCAAUCAAGGCCAAGAUUAUUGCAAGCAUGCAGAGCCUGGAGGAGCAAAAUUUCCUGAGCGAAGAUCAGGGUCCGACUUUUGAUACCAUCAUGGCAGAGUCAGAUCCAGCUGCAAUCACAGCAGACCCCGAAGUUCUUGACGAUGACUUGGCGGUUUCUCCCAAUACGGGUGCGGGUGCUGCUCGUAUGGAGAAUGACUUGAAGACUGGUGGGAUGCGGCGGAAAGGUGACCGGGACGAUCCUAGUGCUGCAACGUUUGGAGAAGAGUGGAGCGCAAAGCGAGAACGUAUACGGCGAUCUUCACCAUAUGGACACAUGAAGAAUUGGGACCUGAUCAGUGUCAUUGUCAAGACAGGGGCGGAUCUACGGCAGGAGGCAUUCGCUUGCCAGCUUAUCGAAGUCUGCGCCAAGAUUUGGGAAGAAGCUGAUGUGCCCGUUUGGACGAAGCGUAUGCGCAUCCUCGUUACUGGUGAAUCCGGCGGCCUCAUUGAAACGAUUACCAACGGCGUCUCCCUACACUCUCUCAAACGAAGCUUGACACUUGCCAGCAUCGCAGCAGGCAACAAUCCCCGGAAACGCAUAGCAACCCUCAAGGACCACUGGCUCAAAACGUUUGGAGAUCCUGAUUCAGAAGCUUACAUUUCUGGUGUGGCGGCCUUUGGUCGCUCGCUAGCGGCUUACAGCAUCAUCUGCUACGUACUACAGCUCAAGGACCGUCACAACGGCAACUUGCUCAUUGACAACAUGGGUCACAUAAUCCAUAUUGACUUUGGUUUUAUGCUUUCCAACUCGCCUGGCUCCAUGGGUUUUGAAGCUGCACCCUUCAAGCUGACACAAGACUACGUCGAUGUCCUUGGCGGAAUUGGGUCACCUCCUUUUGAAGAGUUCAAGACGCUAUGCAAGAAGGCGUUCCAAGCAUUAAGGAAGGAUGCCGAGAGGCUCAUUAUGCUUGUCGAGUUGAUGAGCAAGCAGAGCAGUAUGCCGUGCUUUGCUGCCGGUGCAGCCAGUGUAACAAAUAGUUUGCGGGCAAGGCUUAUGCUGCAUUUGAGCAAGGAAGAAGCAGAAAGCUUUGUCGAAGAACUUGUUGCAAAGAGUGUGGGGAGUUAUUAUACCCGACUUUACGAUACCUUCCAGUACCGCACGCAAGGCAUUUACUAAGACAUGUUCCUCUGACAUUUGCUCGGGCGACGUGUCGUCCGUCUUAGGGGCAUUUGGGCUUUUGAGCAUGAGCAUAAGCAUUGCCUAUUGCAGUCACAGUCUCUUCUUCGUCUUGUAUUUCUUAUUCUUUGGUAGUAGGUUCGUACAUUGUAAAGACAGUCAUGCCCAAGCUUUGCCUUUUUUUCUUUCUUGAAUAGAUCAGGCAAUAAUGAAGGCAUUGGCAUGUGCAGGAAUACAAACUUUUUUUUUCUGGUGAAUAUAUACAUAUGUAUUCGG
Messenger RNA from Exserohilum turcica Et28A, 3498 nucleotides. RefSeq lists its product as uncharacterized. Lineage: Eukaryota; Fungi; Ascomycota; Dothideomycetes; Pleosporales; Pleosporaceae. Bases 247 to 3222 code for a protein of 991 amino acids. The record is from RefSeq and is a predicted model, not a curated record. Gene Ontology annotation, cellular component: cytoplasm; membrane. Gene Ontology annotation, biological process: phosphatidylinositol phosphate biosynthetic process; phosphatidylinositol-mediated signaling. Gene Ontology annotation, molecular function: 1-phosphatidylinositol 4-kinase activity. The transcript is spliced from 5 exons.